AUGAAUGAAUAAAUAAAUAAAUUUUAGAAAGUGCUUCUGGAACGAAUCUGGCAACCAUUGAGCAGAAUGGAAGAUUCCUGUAUCUCAGCUUCCUUCCCAGGCACUCACUCCUACAGGCGGGGAGCACGAGAAGCAGGCAGCUGCGUCCCGGUUUGUCACCAGGGGCGCCAGAGCAGAUGUUCUCGGUCUGCAAAGGUAGCUGUAGCCUGCUUGACAUUUGUGCUGGGGAUUUUGACCAAUUGAGGACUAGACUGCGGAAUGAACAGGGAGUUGGCUCCACCCUCAGCCAGAGAAGCCCUGCCUCUCCCUUAGCCUGACCCCUGCGCAAAGCAUGCUGGUAGCCAUGGGCUGCGCGCAGGCCCAUCACGCUCAGAUCUGUUCCUUUGCGUUUUCCCCCAACUUCGGUACUUCCGGGAUAUCGAGGGGGGCCCCGGUGCGCACUCGGGAUCCCGGCCUGAUUGUUCCUGACCCUAUGUAGACGGACUAGACCGUGACUUUCCACCCUGAGCCAUCUGCUGAACCACGAGCUGGCCAUGCAUGGGAAGCUGCUGCUGCUGGCCGGCCUCUAUCUUGUGCAGGGUCUGCCCUAUGGACUGCAGUCCAGCUUGCUGCCCAUUUUACUGCGGGCCCAUGGUCUCUCCCUGACGCGUGUGGGUCUGACCAAGGGAUUGUAUGUUCCAUGGCUGUUAAAACUGGCGUGGGCGCCACUGGUGGACAGGCGGGGCUCCCCUCGGGUCUGGUUAACACUCAGCACAGUGGCCCUGGGCCUGGUGUGUGGACUGCUGGCUGUGUUGCCUCCCCCGCAAGCUGGCCAGACAGGCCUGCCCAUCAUCAUGAUGGGGCUGCUGCUGCUGCUGAAUCUGGGUGCAGCAGUGCAGGACGUGGCUCUGGACACAGUCGCUGUGCAGCUGCUGGAGCCAAAGGAGCUGGGAGCGGGGAACACUGUACAGGUGGUGGCUUACAAGCUGGGGUCAGCACUGGCUGGGGGUGGCCUGUUGGUCCUCUUCCCGACCCUAUCUUGGCCAUUGCUUUUUCUGCUCCUAGCCGCCACCUACUGGCUGGCUGCUGCCUUAGCCUGGGCUGCACCAACCUUGGGACAGCUGCCUUGGCCUCAGGUCUCAGAGCAUACCACCCCCGCAUCCUCCUAUCUUCUACAAGAUUUGCUGGCUGUGCCUGGGACCCUCUGGACAGCAGGCUUUGUGCUCACCUACAAGCUGGGGGAGCAGGGAGCUGGGAGCUUGUUUCCACUUCUCCUGUUGGACCAUGGUGCUUCCGCCUCAGACCUGGGGCUCUGGAGUGGCUUGGGCGCUGUGACCUGCUCCAUUGCUGGCUCCUCUUUAGGUGGGGCUCUACUGGCCCGGCACUGGCAGCCUCUCUCCCUAUUGAGGUCAGUGCUGCAGCUACGCCUUGGGAGUUUGGCCUGCCAGACGGCUCUGCUUUUCUACCUCAGUACCCCAGGGGCCAGUCUGGACCCUGGUACAAUCACGAGAGGGACAGCUUUGCUGAGCCUGUGUCUACAGCAGUUUCUGGGCGGUGUGGUCACCACCGCCACAUUCACUGUGAUGAUGCACUGUAGCCAGUUGGCGCCCAGAGCCCUGCAGGCCACGCAUUACAGCCUCCUGGCCACUCUGGAACUGCUGGGCAAGCUGCUACCAGGUACCCUGGCUGGAGUGCUGGCUGACGGCCUGGGCCCACACCUCUGCUUUGCCGCCUUCCUUGUCCUCUCAGGGCUGCCCAUUCUGGAUCUCAGCCUGGCACCCAGUAACCUGACCUGAGCUGUCCGUAAAGCCAAUAAAGCUAUGUAUGGCCUGGCUGUCUGAAACACAAAGACGUAGCUAUCUUCAAACUGAGGACUGUGUUACCAGAAAGGACAGAAAAUUACUGAAGGCUUUUUAUUUGGCACUUUGGAUCUUCUUGUUCCCUGCCUACAGCGGGGAGGUUUUGCCUACUGGUCAGUGAUGGCUACAUCAUCGCCUUGAUGAGCAGAUGAACCUGACACCCUCUCUGUAGUGGCCACAGUCUGGCUUGCCUCAUGUCUCCAUCAUGUAGCACUCUCCCAUGGAGGGUGGUUAUCGGCCUAUCAGCAGGAGUUCCUCUGUAGCCAGGCGCAUCAGGGCAUGGAAGUUCAGAUGUAGAUACUUUCUCCAGAAGCGCCGGUCCUGCCCAUAUACCUGGGCUGGGUAGCAUGGACUUGCUAUGAUGGAGAAGAAACAGGCUUGAGGACUCAGCUCGACUCUAGUGCCCAACUCCUGCCUACAUCAGGCAGCCCCGUGGCCCUCACCAAUGCCAUGGAAGAUGCGGGCCACAGCCCGUCCUGAAAACCUUUCCUCUGGCCUCACGGACAGGAGCUGACGGAUAUCACGACGAAUAUGGUCCUCCCAGUCCUGAAGCUGUGGGAGGAUGGCAUGUGACCUCCCCUGAGCCCCCAUGGCAUCUGUCACAUAAAAUCACACCCCAAGCA
This is a messenger RNA of Peromyscus eremicus (cactus mouse), 2461 nucleotides long. RefSeq names its product major facilitator superfamily domain containing 3 (gene Slc33a2). The record is from RefSeq and is a predicted model, not a curated record. Lineage: Eukaryota; Metazoa; Chordata; Mammalia; Rodentia; Cricetidae. Gene Ontology annotation, molecular function: transmembrane transporter activity. Gene Ontology annotation, cellular component: membrane. The coding region runs from base 534 to 1775 and encodes 413 amino acids. Gene Ontology annotation, biological process: transmembrane transport. The transcript has 5 exons.